ACUCACUCCCUCCUCCUGCCUCUGCCGCUCACACAUGAAUCGCACUGCGCCUGGUCGCACACGGGCUCUGCAGCUCCUGCCUCGUCUGCAGCUCAUUUCCACAAGGAGACAAUAAACCCUAAAUAAAGGCUCAGGUAACAGCAGGAGGCAGCGCAUUCACAUCUCCCAUUGCAGAGAGAGACUGUUGCAGUUGUUCAUGCUGAAACCGGCAGUUGAUGUGAGAGGUGCGGGGCGCUCCCAGCUGACAGUCGCUGCUGCAUGAGGAGAGGCAGUUGCAGCAGGAGGCGAUGCUUUUCCCAAGGAGACUCCUCAUUGCUCUGCUCUGUCUGCGCCUAAAGGUGUCCAUAGCAUCAGGCCAGUUCGAGUUGGAAAUCUUAUCGAUGCAGAAUCCCAACGGAGAGUUGCAGAGUGGGAAUUGCUGCGACGGCCAGCGCAACCCAACGGAUAGAAAAUGCUCCAGGGACGAAUGCGACACUUACUUUAAAGUUUGCCUAAAGGAGUACCAGUCCAGGGUAUCGGCAGGGGGGGCCUGCAGCUUCGGCACUGGAUAUACCCCGGUUAUUGGGGGCAAUUCCUUCAACCUGAAAUACAGCCGGAAUCACGAGAGGAACAGGAUUGUGUUGCCUUUCAGUUUUGCUUGGCCGAGGUCUUACACGUUGGUUGUUGAAGCGUGGGAUUACAAUAAUGACACUAAUGACCCCGGUGAUCUCAUAGACAAAGCCCUCCAUUCUGGGAUGAUUAACCCAAGUCGGCAAUGGCAAACCCUGAAGCAGAACGCCGGCAUGACGCAUUUCGAUUACCAGAUUCGGGUCAUUUGCGACGAGCAUUAUUACGGUUUCGGCUGCAACAAGUUUUGUCGCCCGCGGGAGGACUUUUUUGGACACUACACGUGUGAUCAGAACGGCAACAAGACCUGUUUGGAAGGCUGGAUGGGGCCUGAAUGUAACAAAGCAAUAUGUCAUCAAGGCUGCAGCACAAAACACGGUACUUGCAAGACGCCAGGAGAGUGCAGAUGUCAAUAUGGAUGGCAAGGGCAGUACUGCGACAAAUGCAUUCCUCACCCGGGAUGUGUCCAUGGCACUUGCAAUGAACCGUGGCAGUGUCUGUGUGAAACCAACUGGGGCGGUCAGCUGUGUGACAAAGAUCUCAAUUACUGCGGUACUUACCAGCCGUGUCUCAAUGGAGGCACCUGCAGCAACACCGGCCCUGACAAAUACCAGUGUUCCUGCUCUGAAGGCUACUCGGGACAAAAUUGUGAAAUUGCCGAACAUGCCUGUCUCUCUGAUCCCUGCCACAAUGGGGGAAGUUGCUUGGAAACAUCUGUGGGCUUUGAAUGUGAAUGUGCUGGAGGCUGGACGGGCCCCACAUGCAGCAUCAAUAUCGACGAGUGCUCUCCCAAUCCGUGUGGCUACGGUGGGACGUGUCAGGACUUGGUCGAUGGCUUUAAAUGCAUUUGUCCUUCUCAAUGGACGGGAAAAACAUGCCAAAUUGAUGCCAACGAGUGUGAAGCCAAACCCUGCGUGAAUGCCAACUCCUGCAGAAACCUGAUCGGUAGCUAUUAUUGCAAUUGCCUUCCUGGAUGGACGGGACAGAAUUGUGACACGAAUAUUAAUGAUUGCCUUGGCCAGUGUCAGAACGGCGGAACCUGCAGGGACUUGGUUAAUGGGUUUCGCUGUAUCUGUUCUCCCGGCUAUGCAGGGGAACGCUGUGAGAAAGACGUGAAUGAAUGUGCGAGCAAUCCGUGCCUGAAUGGGGGCCACUGUCAGGAUGAAAUCAAUGGAUUCCAAUGUCUGUGUCCCGCCGGUUUCUCAGGAAACCUCUGUCAGUUGGACAUAGAUUACUGCGAGCCGGACCCCUGCCAGAAUGGAGCCCAGUGCUUUAAUUUGGCUACAGAUUACUUCUGCAACUGCUCCGAAGACUACGAGGGGAAGAAUUGUUCGCACUUAAAAGAUCAUUGUCGCACGACUCCCUGCGAAGUGAUUGACAGCUGUACAGUGGCAGUCGCUUCCAACAACACCCCUGAAGGGGUGCGGUACAUUUCAUCCAAUGUCUGUGGCCCCCAUGGAAAAUGCAGGAGUCAGUCCGGAGGGAAAUUCACCUGCGAGUGCAAGAAGGGUUUCACUGGCACCUACUGUCAUGAGAAUAUCAAUGACUGCGAGAGUAACCCGUGUGAAAAUGGAGGUACCUGCAUUGAUGGUGUGAACUCAUACAAAUGUAUUUGUAGCGACGGAUGGGAAGGCAUGUACUGCGAAACAAACAUUAAUGACUGCAGUAAAAACCUUUGCUACAAUGGAGGGACUUGUCGGGACUUGGUUAAUGAUUUCUACUGCGAAUGUAAAAACGGCUGGAAAGGAAAAACCUGCCACUCCCGAGACAGUCAGUGUGAUGAAGCCACGUGUAACAAUGGCGGCACCUGCUACGACGAGGGAGAUACAUUUAAAUGCAUUUGCACCGCUGGAUGGGAAGGAGCCACGUGUAAUAUUGCCAGGAACAGUAGCUGUUUGCCAAAUCCCUGCUUUAACGGUGGAACUUGCGUCGUCCGUGGCGAUUCUUUCACUUGUGUUUGCAAAGAAGGUUGGGAAGGACCAACAUGCUCCCACAAUACGAACGACUGCAGCCCUCACCCAUGCUAUAACAGUGGAACUUGUGUUGAUGGAGACAACUGGUACCGGUGUGAAUGUGCUCCUGGAUUUGCUGGUCCCGACUGUCGGAUAAAUAUCAAUGAGUGCCAGUCUUCUCCCUGUGCUUUCGGAGCGACUUGUAUGGAUGAAAUCAAUGGAUUCCGUUGCACUUGCCCGGCGGGUCGUAGUGGUCCAAGGUGCCAAGAAGUUACAGGAAGGCCGUGUAUAACUAAUGGGCAUAUGAUGCCAGACGGGGAAAAGUGGGACGAUGACUGCAACUCCUGCCAGUGUCUGAAUGGCAAAGUUACCUGCUCAAAGGUGUGGUGUGGCCCUCAGCGGUGCAACAUACAUGGAACUAGUGAAUGUCCUGCUGGACAGACGUGUGUUCCAGUUAGAGACAACCAUUGCUUUGUUCCUCCUUGCACCGGGGUGGGGGAAUGUUGGCCAACCAAUCAGCCGCCUGUAAAGACCAAGUGUAACUCCAGCUCUCAGGAUUCCAGUUGUGCCAACAUCACAUUUACCUUUAACAAGGAGAUGAUGUCACCGGGACUCACCACCGAGAGCAUUUGCAAUGAACUGAGGAAUCUUAACGUUUUGAAGAAUGUUUCCGCCGAAUAUUCCAUCUACAUCACCUGUGAACUGUCGCCUUCUGCAAACAACGAGCUCCAUGUGGCCAUAUCCGUGGAGGAAAACAGAGACGGCAGGAAUCCAAUCAAAGACGUCACCGAGCGAAUCAUCGAUCUUGUCAGCAAGCGAGACGCCAACAACACCUUCAUCGCUUCAGUGGCAGAAGUCAGAGUCCAGAGGCAGCGCGACAAUAACGGCGCAGAUUUCCUGGUUCCAUUACUGAGCUCCAUUGUAACCGUGGCCUGGAUCUGCUGCCUGGUAACCGCUUUUUAUUGGUGCAUCCGGAAGCGCAGAAAGCAAAGCAGCCGUUCUCACACCGCGUCCGAAGACAACACCACCAACAACGUCCGGGAGCAGCUCAACCAGAUCAAAAACCCCAUCGAGAAACGCGGCGCCGCCCCCAGCAAAGACUACGAAAACAAAAAUUCCAAAAUUGCAAAAAUAAGGACUCACAAUUCAGAAGUGGAGGAGGACGACACGGACAAGCACCAGCAAAAGAGCAGAUACGUCAAGCAGCCGGCGUAUUCGCUGGUCGACCGAGACGAGAAGCCGCCCAACAGCGCUGCUCCGGCGACAAAACAGCCGAACUGGACAAAUAAACAGGACAACAGAGACUUAGAGACAGCGCAGAGCCUCAGCCGCAUGGAAUACAUCGUAUAGCGGAAUGUAGCGCUGCCAUGCAGAGCUUCACUAAACUGUCAUAUAAUAUUUCAGUCUGAGGCUAUUAUUUACUUACAGUCCCUGUGUUAAUUUAAGUUCUGACAAGCUGGCUUACACUGGCAAUGAUAGUUGUUGUGGUUGGCUGGAAUCGCAAGUGCCGCAUUUCACAUCUACGCAAAACUAGUGCAAAAGUGUCAGUUCAGCUGCAGUCGGAAAACACCUCCGAAAACGCUUUGGCUUUUCUCUCCGCUCAGUUCUUCUCCAAAGGAUCGUUUCUUUUUAUUUAUAUUUAUUUUUAGACGUAGAAAUGGCGAUUUAUCUUUUUUUUUUUUUUUU
Molecule: messenger RNA, 4244 nt
Organism: Xenopus laevis (African clawed frog)
Lineage: Eukaryota; Metazoa; Chordata; Amphibia; Anura; Pipidae
Gene: jag1.S
Product: jagged 1 S homeolog
Exons: 26
Coding region: 288-3908 (1206 amino acids)
Biological process (GO): regulation of multicellular organismal process; thyroid gland development; inner ear auditory receptor cell differentiation
Cellular component (GO): membrane; plasma membrane
Molecular function (GO): Notch binding; calcium ion binding
Source: RefSeq, a predicted model, not a curated record